Messenger RNA from Lactuca sativa (garden lettuce), 480 nucleotides. The record is from RefSeq and is a predicted model, not a curated record. NCBI's taxonomy places the organism in Eukaryota, Viridiplantae, Streptophyta, Magnoliopsida, Asterales, Asteraceae.
AUGAAGGAGAAAUUCCAAAAAAUGAAAAUAACGUCGCUCCAACUACAGAUAGCUAUUACCACAGAAAGUUUGGCAGCUGAAAGGUCACAGAAGCUAGAUGCCCUUGAAUGUCUUAAGACUUUAGAAAAGAAUCAAGAUUCUUUAAAGGAGGAGCUUGAAAGGGUCCAACAGAAUGCAUUGACUGCGAAUAAGAAGGUGGAAACAUUAGAAGAUCAAAAUAAAACGUUGCAAAAGCAUAACAUCAAACUUGAAGAUCAACUUGAAAGAGCUACUAAUGCAAACAAAAACCUAGAAAGGGAGAAAGAUAUGAUAUUAAAGUACAGCAUGACAUUGGAGAAACCGUGUCUCAUUUAUGAGGCUCAGAUUGCUGAUGCUAAGACAAAUGUCAUGAAACUUGUUAUGAUUGAUACAAAAGCAAAUUCAAGAGAUGAUGUUGUCAAGCAAAAAGGAACUGCAUUGAGGGAUGCAGAUAUACUCUAA